AUGGCCUCAAGAUCAAAUCUUUCUUCACUUGAAACUUUAGCCACAUUCAUAGUGUUUUUCCUGUUUUUCCUCCCAAGUCAGUCCCUUAAUGUUGAAGUUCAAGCCCUCCUUGAUUUCAAGAGUCAUCUGGUUGAUCCUCUCAAUCAUCUAGAUUCAUGGCAUGAUUCAGAUUCGCCUUGUCUGUUUUAUGGAGUUACCUGCGACAAGAACACUGGUUUGGUCACAGAAAUUUCACUUGAUGAGAAGUCUCUAUCAGGGUUUAUAUCCCCAUCCAUUUCUGUACUCCAGAGCCUUACUACUCUGUGGCUUCCAUCAAAUGCAUUAUCUGGUGUUCUUCCUGAAGAAAUAAUAAACUGCACCAAUCUCAAAGUCCUGAAUGUAACUGGGAACAACAUGAAUGGCACCAUUCCUGAUUUAUCGACGUUGACAAAGUUGGAGAUUCUGGAUUUAUCCGUCAACUACUUUUCAGGGGGAUUUCCGACAUGGGCUGGAAGUUUGAUCAACUUGGUUUCAUUAGGCCUUGGCGACAAUGAUUAUGAUGAAGGUGAGGUUCCGGCUAACCUUGGAAAUCUGAAGAACUUGACCUGGCUUUACUUGGCAGGUUCAAAUUUGAUAGGAGCAAUCCCUGAUUCCAUUUUUGAGCUCCAGGCAUUGGGAACUCUGGAUAUGUGUAGGAAUAAAAUUAUUGGAGAUUUUCCCAGGUCGAUAAACAAGCUUCGAAAUCUUUGGAAAAUUGAGUUGUACCAGAAUAAUUUGACUGGACAACUUCCAUUAGAGCUGGCAGAAUUGAGCCACUUGCAAGAAUUUGAUAUCUCGUUGAAUCAAAUGCAUGGUACAAUACCUCCAGAAAUUGGCAAUCUGAAAUACUUGACAGUUUUCCAUUUGCACAUUAAUAACUUCUCUGGGGAGUUCCCUCCGGGAUUUGGUGAUAUGCAACAUCUCAAUGGCCUUUCCAUUUACAGGAAUAGCUUUUCAGGACCAUUUCCUGAAAAUCUUGGCAGGUAUUCGCCACUGAAUAGUGUAGACAUAUCUGAAAACCAGUUUUCUGGUGGAUUCCCAAGAUACUUGUGCCAAAAUGGCAACUUAGAGUAUUUGCUUGCUUUACAAAAUAAUUUCUCAGGGGAACUACCUGACAAUUAUGCUGAUUGCAAGGCGUUGAAAAGGUUGCGGAUCAACCUGAAUCAGCUCUCAGGGAAUGUACCGGCAGGAUUGUGGGCUCUUCCUUAUUUAGAGAUGAUUGAUUUCAGUGACAACAACUUCAACGGAACAAUGUCUCCAGGAAUUGGGGACGCUAAGAAUUUAAAUCAGUUGAUACUGACCAACAAUAGAUUUUCUGGGAAUAUUCCAAAAGAAGUAGGCAGGCUGGUUUCAUUGGAAAGGCUUUACUUGAAUAACAACAGUUUUUCUGGUCUCAUACCAUCUGAACUUGGUGGUCUGAAGCAGAUCUCUUUUCUUCAUUUGGAAGAGAACUCACUUAGAGGAUCUAUACCAGUGGAGUUGAGUCAAUGUUCGAGACUGGUGGAUAUCAAUUUGGCGUCAAAUCAGCUAAAUGGAGUUAUACCAAAGUCCCUUGCUUCUAUGAGCUCCUUGAAUUCCCUGAAUCUUUCCAAUAACCAACUGAUAGGCUUAAUUCCAGUUAAUUUGGGGAAGCUGAAGCUUUCGCUAUUGGACUUAUCAUAUAAUUUGCUGUCAGGAUUUGUUCCAUCUGACCUGCUAAGAAUGGGAGGGGACAAAGCAUUCAGUGGAAAUAAGGAACUCUGCAUCGAUGACAGUACUCGAAUCUCCAUGAACUCGAGAUUGGAUGCUUGCAGUAGAAGGACUAAUCACCAAAACAUUAUGAAAAGCAGGCUUUUCAUUACAUGCUUUGUACUAUUCAGUGUAGUGUUGGUUUUGGCUGGCCUAUUGCUAGUAAGUUACUGUAACUUUAAGCAUGGCCAAACAGAUAUUGAAAACAUGGGUGAUGGAAGGAGACUAGAUCCAAAAUGGAAGCUUGAGAGUUUCCAUCAAAUCGAGCUCGAGGCAGAUGAAUUGUGUGAUCUGGAUGAAGACAAUCUGAUUGGAAGUGGUGCCACAGGGAAAGUUUAUCGCCUUGAUCUGAAGAAAGGUUGUGGUACUGUGGCUGUGAAGGAACUGUGGAAGGGUAAUGCAGCGAAUGUUUUGGCCAGAGAAAUGGAAAUUCUGGGAAAGAUUAGGCAUAGGAAUAUUGUGAAGCUUUAUGCGUGUCUUAGUAGAGGAGGAUCACAUUACUUGGUACUUGAGUUCAUGGAAAAUGGCAAUCUUUUCCAAGCACUUCACAGGGAAAUCAAGAUUGGAAGGCCAGAAUUAGACUGGUCGCAGAGAUACCGAAUUGCACUUGGAGCUGCAAAAGGAAUUGCAUACCUGCACCAUGAUUGUUUCCCAAGUAUCAUUCACAGGGACAUCAAAUCUACCAACAUUUUGCUCGACGAGGAUUAUGAAGCAAAAAUUGCUGACUUCGGCCUUGCAAAAGUUGCUGGCGCUUCACGGACUUCAGAGUUCAGCUAUUUUGCCGGCACUCAUGGUUACCUUGCACCCGAGAUGGCUUAUACACUGAAAGUAACCGAAAAGAGUGACAUAUACAGUUUUGGUGUGGUACUACUAGAACUGAUAACUGGUAGAAAACCAAUCGAGGAUGCAUUUGGAGAAGGAAAGGACAUAGUCUAUUGGGUAUCCAGUCAUCUCAGCGAUCGAAAAGACAUUCUCAAAGUUCUUGAUCCUAAGAUAGCCUGUGAUAUUGUUCAAGAUGACAUGAUCAAGGUGCUGAGGAUUGCAACACUUUGCACUGCUAAGCUACCGAAUCUGCGGCCGAGUAUGAAGGACAUUGUGAAGAUGCUCAUGGAUGCUGAGCCUCUCGCAUUUAAGUCCAUAGAUAGCUCUGAUACAGAUGCAAAGCUUGUUUUUCUCACUUGUUCUGUCCGCUCCGCGAGGCUUCUCCGAAGUCCGACCGACGACUUGGGUGUUCAGGUUCCUGUGAAUCCUUCCUUCAGAUCAUUCACAGAGAUUGUUGGUGGAAAUGGGUUUGUAUGUGCUUUGAGUUCAUCUUCUUCCUCCAAUUCAAUUAUGGUCUGCUGGAGAUUCUCAAUAAAUGGUAAUAGUACUUAUAAGAGGAUUUAUACUGGUCCUCGAGUGGAAGAACUGGAUUCUGGAAAAUCCCACAUUUGUGGUCUGAUUGACGGUAAUAGCACUAACUUGUUGGAGUGUUGGCAGUCGCAGAACUUCCGUUCAACUGGAAACAGCUCAAUUGCUUCAAAUGUUGCUGUUGGAGAAAAUUUUGUUUGUGGUCUGUCGAAAUCAGGACAACUUCAGUGUUUAGGAAGUUAUACUAAUGUUACGGAUCAUGUCCCGGCGGGAAAUUACAGUGUCGUUGCAGCCGGUUCUCGCCAUGUUUGUGCCAUAUCCACUGAAGGUAGUGUUGAAUGCUGGGGAGAUAUGGUAGGAGUGAAGCCUUCUGGAGAGUUCAUAGCGCUGGCAUUGGGUGAUGAUAGCAGCUGCUUUUUGAGGCUUGAUGGGAAAGUGUUCUGUUUUGGAGCAAACAAUUUUAGUCUGCCUAAUUAUUUACAGGAGACUUUGUUUGUAUCCUUGGAGGCAAAAGGGGAUGUCUUUUGUGGUCUGACAAUGGCAAACUACUCAUUGUAUUGCUGGAGAAAAGAUGGCAGUCUGAGCUUGAAUUCGGCUGUUUUCGAGGAUGUAGUUCCGGGCAAGUGUAGGAAACAGUGCCCUUGUGAUCCUCUGCCAAAUUACGGAAGAUAUUGUAGUCAGGGGAUGAUGAUUUGUCUUCCCUGCAUCGGAAAGCCAGCGGCAUUGCCUCCAUCGCCGCCCUCGCCAUCACCAGAAUUGGUUUCAACACCUCAAACAACCACAAAUGGUGGAAGUUCAAAGUGGAACAAGAAAAUGGUGGCAUUUAUGGUUGUUGGUUGUUUUGGUUCUCUGUCACUGGUAAUAGUCCUCUGUUACUUGGUUUUGAAAAACUGCAAGAUGAAUAAAAGAUUGAGCCGCCGUGUCCAUGAUUCGGGUCCAAUGGAUGAUCCUGCCCUAGCUCCGCGACAACCGGUAGCAGCAUUGGACAAGAAACUAAGCCAAAUGAUUAGUAUGGGGAGCCCUUUGGAAGAAUAUUCUCUAGAAACUCUGCUGGAAGCCACAAAUAGUUUCUCAGAGGAGCACAAGAUUGGCACUGGAAGUUUUGGUUCGGUUUACAUGGGAAGGCUGCCUGAUGGCAGUGAAAUCGCCAUAAAGAGAGCUGAUAUCUCAUCAGCUACACUACAAGAUCAUGCAGUCGGCCGAACACAACGGUACAAGGCCAUUCACAUGAAUGAGAACGGCGUUCCAAGAAAUGUGGUCGAUUUUGUGGUUCCGUAUAUAGUUAAAGACGAUGUUCACAGGGUUUUGGAUCCUAGAGUGCACCCUCCAACACCGAUCGAGAUAGAAGCAGUUGCAUAUGUAGGAUAUCUAGCUGCAGACUGUGUAACAUUAGAAAGUCCAGACAGACCCACCAUGACAGAAGUUGUAAAUAGGUUAGAACGAGCCUUGGCUGCUUGUUUGGCGUCACCAAAUGUGUCCCGGUCCACCUCCACUACCCCUUCCGAGUAG
Messenger RNA from Oldenlandia corymbosa var. corymbosa, 4605 nucleotides. The record is from the annotation of a GenBank genome assembly. NCBI's taxonomy places the organism in Eukaryota, Viridiplantae, Streptophyta, Magnoliopsida, Gentianales, Rubiaceae.